AUGAACUCCGCCGGCGCGUUCUACCUGGCGCGACCGGCUUGGUACCCCGCGGUCCCCAUGCUGCCGCUGCCGCCGCCGUUCGGCGUCCCUGUCCACGCGGUGUGGGCGGACAACCUCGACGCCCAACUCGGCGCCGUCCAAUACUUCGCGGCGAGAGCGCGCUGCGUCGCCGUGACCGUUCAUUACCCCGGCGUCGUCCACGGCGCCAGCCAAGACCAAACUAUGCUCACCGCAGAGCAGCGGUACGCUAUUGUGAAGGCAAACGUGGACGCGCUCAAGCCGCUCCAGGUCGGCCUCUCCAUCUGCACCCACGACGGCCGGCUCGCCGCGUGGGAGUUCAACCUCUCCGGCUUCGACCCGGCCGUCGACCCCUACGCCGCGCACUCCGUCUCGUACCUCGCCUUCCGUGGCCUGGACGUCGACGCGCACCGCCUGAACGGCAUCCCCAUGACGAGGCUCACCACGGCGCUCCGUUUCUGCGGCUUGGUCUACCGCCCGGGGAUCUCGUGGACCACCUACGCCGGCGCCUACCACGUCGCGUACCUGAUGAAGGUCAUCUCCGGCGGUAAUAAACUUCCCGGCGACAUGGCCAGGUUCCUCGGCGCGGUGCGGCGGUGUCUCGGCGAGGUCUACGACGUCGCAAGGAUGGCCGGUGACUGCCAAGACAUGCCCGUGGGGCUGGAGCGCGUUGCUAGCAGACUCAGGCUGGCGCCACCUUUGUUCAGUUCUCAGCUCGCCGGGGCCGGCAGCGUGCUCGCUCUACAAGCGUUCAUGAUACUCAGAUGUCACGAGUUCCAAGGUGACUUGAACAGGCACAGAGGUGUGCUCCAAGGAUUGCAGGCUAUAUGA
This is a messenger RNA of Phragmites australis (common reed), 849 nucleotides long. Its product is annotated as probable CCR4-associated factor 1 homolog 11. NCBI's taxonomy places the organism in Eukaryota, Viridiplantae, Streptophyta, Magnoliopsida, Poales, Poaceae. The record is from RefSeq and is a predicted model, not a curated record. Gene Ontology annotation, cellular component: CCR4-NOT complex; CCR4-NOT core complex; P-body. Bases 1 to 849 code for a protein of 282 amino acids. The transcript has a single exon. Gene Ontology annotation, molecular function: nucleic acid binding; poly(A)-specific ribonuclease activity.